AUCUAGCUUUUUGCUGUAAAUAUUAAUAAUUAAAGAGAGAGUUUUCACUUAGAUUUAAACAUAAACUAGCAUCUGUUUCUGUUGAUUUUUGAAUGAAUAUUGUACGAGCAUAUGUUUAUAAAUAUAUCAUUGUUGUCCCAUUAUAUUGUUGAAUAACGAAUAACGAAUACUAGUCAUUGCGCCCAACUGUGCGUAUACGUGAUUUGACAUUGCGUAUACUUAAUAUUACGAGAGAGAUAAAGUAGCAUAAAUAUAAGAGAUAGUUUAGGAUAUAGAUAGGAAGAAACAACGAACAAAUGAUGAAAAAUCUUAAUGGUAGAGCGCAUAAUGCGUGCUACCAUCCCUACCUCCAUCAGCUGCAUCAGGCACAACAACAGCAGCAGCAGCAGCAACAGCAACAGCAGCAGCAGCUACAGCAACAGACACAGCUGCAGCAGACACCACAUGCUGCUCAUACGCAACAAAAUGCCCUGACGCAAAACGCUCCACUGCAGAUACAGUGGCCAUAUAAUGCUGCUGCUGCCAAUCAAUACUACCAACAACAACAACAACAACAGCUGCAGCAGCAGCAAGAGCAGCAAAUGUUACGUCAACGACAAUUGCCCACACAGCAGCCGGCUGCCUCCUACGAGCAGCAGCAGCAGCAGCAGCAGCAGCAGCAGCAGCAGCAGCAACACCAACACCAACAGCUGCAACAGCAACAGCAGCAUCAGCUGCGGCAAUCUUUUACCAAUGCGGCAACCAACACCAACGCCGCCGCCAUGGCCGCCAUGUGCCAAAUGCAGAACUUUUUUACACAACAACAACAACAACAGCAGCAGCAGCAGCAGCAGCAAGAGUUCAACAACAAUUGUGGGCACAUUAAUUACAAUCAACCGCAACAGCAGCAGCAACAGCCAACAGCAGCAGUAACAACAACAGCAACCACAAUUACACCAACGCCAAAAGCAACACCAACAAAAAUUACACCAACGAAUAAUCCAACAACAAAUACUUCAACAACAACAACGAAUGGCGACAAGUUUGCAAUGGAUGCCAGUGAAAUUGCCAAUUUUUUAGCCAGCGAGCUAUUCAUGCAGCAGCUCGGCACAUUCGAUGGCAUACAGAGUGCACCAACGCUGACGACGCCCACGCUGACGCCGACCACGCUGCGCAGCAUUGAGGAGACAUUCUACGAGAUGACCAACGAUGUGGUUAAUGCACCAUAUCAGGCCGGCUUCAAACCGCCCCCGCUGGCCCCAUUGGUAAGCAACAACAAUGGCAAUGGCAACGGCAACGGCAAUGGAAAUGGCAACGGUUUGGUGUCGGUGGUACCCACAACGACGACCACAACGGCCACCAUAAUUGGUGUGAGCAAUCCGCUAAUCAGCCAGCAGCAACAGCAGCAGGUAUUCGAUUGCGGGGCCAGCGUUAUGCCCGGCAGCGAUACGGAGGAGUCCAACGCCUCCUGGGCCGAUGGGCAACUGAAUGAGGAUCAGAGCAUAUCCGACACUUCAAGUGGAGCCACAGACAGUACCUCCUAUCAGAAUGGACACAUGAUGGGCAACAGCAGCGGCGGCGGCAAUGGCGGCGGUGCCAACAACUUCAGCAACGUCCUGGCUGCAGCCGGACGCUCUUCUCAGGGCAACACAAAUACCUCAAACAGUGCCACACCGGCGCGUCGUGGCGGCGGACGGCGUCCGAACAGGUCCGCCAAUAUGACGCCCGAGGAGGAGGAGAAGCGUCGCAUUCGCAGGGAGAGAAACAAGCAGGCGGCGGCACGUUGUCGCAAGCGACGCGUCGACCAGACCAACGAACUCACCGAAGAGGUCGAGCUGCUGGAGAAGCGAGGCGACAGCCUGAAGAAGGAGAUGGAGCUGCUCAACGAGACGAAAAACCAGCUGGAGUACUUCCUUCAGGCACACCGUCCCACAUGCCAGAAGGUGCGUGCCGAUAUGCUCAGCGUGUCCACCUGCAAUGGGCUGAUCGGGCCAGCGGCCCUCCUAAGUGCCGGCAGCUGUGGCAGCGUCAGCAGCCACCACAACAACAACAGCAAUAGCAAUGACAGCAGCAGCGGCACCAUCACCGGCCUCGAUGCCACCCUGAACUCCACCGGGCGCAGCAAUUCGCCGCUCGAUCUCAAGCCGGUGCCAAUCGAUGAGGAUCUGCUGUUGCACAUUAAGGACGAGCCGCUCGACGGUGCCCUUGACUCGAGUUCCUCGCUCGACCAGGACGGACCGCCGCCGCACAAGCGCUGCUUUCCGCUGCCCAACAUUGCCACGCUGAUGACGCCUACCGGUCCGGCGGGUUCGCUGCAGACGCCCAUCUCGGGCACGGCGCCGCAUAGCUUUGGCAGCUUCCCCACCACCAUCAGUAACAUCAGCAACAUCAGCAACAUCCACAACGGCCCCACACUUAACACUCUGAACAAGAUGCCCAAGGAGCGGCCCAACACGCUGGCCGUCCAACGGCCCUUCGGCGGCCCAAUGCAGCUGAGUGUGAGCGGCGGCAGGGCGCCCACGCAGAUACAGGGUGUGCCCAUCCAGACACCGUCGACGGGCACCUUCAACUUUGACUCGCUGAUGGACGGUGGCACUGGGCUGACGCCCGUCUCUGGUCCGCUGGUGCCCAACUGCUCCUCGCAGAACAAGCAUCCGCUGGAGCUGCCCACGCCCACAACCGAGCCGUCCAAGUUGGUCAGCUUAUAACCGGUAUAGGGCCGGUGGCGGAGGCAGACGCACGGCGCUAACAAAGUCAAAAUUAAGCUAAGUUUUCUACGUUAUAAUGAAUGAACUAAAAUUGUAUCUACACUUACGCUGGAUGCGGAGGGGAGUGCUG
This is a messenger RNA of Drosophila obscura, 2817 nucleotides long. It is a transcript of the gene kay, whose product is annotated as transcription factor kayak. The record is from RefSeq and is a predicted model, not a curated record. Gene Ontology annotation, biological process: regulation of transcription by RNA polymerase II. Gene Ontology annotation, cellular component: nucleus. NCBI's taxonomy places the organism in Eukaryota, Metazoa, Arthropoda, Insecta, Diptera, Drosophilidae. Gene Ontology annotation, molecular function: RNA polymerase II cis-regulatory region sequence-specific DNA binding; DNA-binding transcription factor activity, RNA polymerase II-specific. The transcript is spliced from 3 exons. The coding region runs from base 297 to 2687 and encodes 796 amino acids.